Molecule: messenger RNA, 4561 nt
Organism: Ciona intestinalis (vase tunicate)
Lineage: Eukaryota; Metazoa; Chordata; Ascidiacea; Phlebobranchia; Cionidae
Source: RefSeq, a predicted model, not a curated record
UACAGAACUUAAUUUUACAAGUAAAAUUCGAAAAAAAUGCGGUUUUACCGUUUAAAGUAAUUUUCAUUAAUAUCUGAAGGGAAAUUUUCGGAAAACGAAACGAAAAUGCCGCAUUCAUCGGCAACAGUUCAAGUCCAGAUGUUGGACCAUUCUGUUCACACAUAUGAUGUUAAAGUUAAAAGCUACGGUAACAUGCUCCUACAGUCAGUAAUGAAGGAUAUCAAUUUACUGGAAUCCGAUUACUUUGGCAUCCAAUACACAGACAGGCAAGGAAACAGAGUCUUUUUGGAUCCACUUAAGAAAAUCAAAAGCCAAAUUACAAACAUCAGCAAUGUGGUUCUACACUUCGUGGUCAAGUUUUUCCCACCAGACCCCGGUCAACUACAAGAGGAAUAUACCCGCUACUUGUUUGCUUUACAAGUUAAGCAGGAUAUUGUUGAUGGCCUGCUACCUUGUAAUGAGAACACAUUGGUGGUCAUGGCUUCAUACAUAGCCCAAUCUGAGUUCGGAGAUUGGAAUUCAUUCGAUUGUUCCGACUUAUCCUACUUACGAGAUCUUAAGCUCUUACCCCCACUAGUGGACAUGAACGAGCAUGAUUUGCUCGUCAAAGUUUCCGAAAAUCAUAAAAUUCGAACUGGUGAAACGAAAGCAGACUCCGACUACCACCUUCUAGACAUUGUUCGUCGCCUUGAACAAUAUGGACUAAGGCUGCUACCGGCGAAAGACCAGGAAAACACCGACAUUAAGCUUGCAGUGGCGCAUAUGGGGGUCGUGGUGUUUAGGGGCAAUUCCAAAAUCAACACGUUUAACUGGGCGCGAAUCCGAAAACUUAGCUUUAAGAAAAAACGAUUCCUGAUCAAACUAAGAACUGAAACCAGCGUUGACAAAAAUGGUCAAAAUGUUGGAGAUAUCCUAGUUUUCGUUAUGGCUUCACGAGACACUUGUAAAAACUUCUGGCGUCACUGUAUCGAGUAUCAUGCAUUCUUCCGACUCGAAAUUCACCCAGACCCAGCCCCAAAACCAAAGAUAAUCAAGAGAGGAUCUACGUUUAGAUAUAGCGGCAAAACUCAGAAACAGCUUCAUGAGUUAGUACGCAACAGCAACUUCCGUCGUACAACGUUUGUUCGAGCUUCAGCGAGGAAACCAACCAUCCAACCAAAUAACCGAACACCACAGUUUAACUCUCCAGCUAUAACUGUUACGCCGUCAGUAAUCUCCACGGAACAUGACGACUCUGGUAUACCAAGUCCAAUCAAAACAGAAGCUGAGGUCAAUGGUCAUGUUACAACCACACCAGACUUAACCAUGGCUUCUAAAGGAGAUGGUUUGGUUUAUUCACAAAAGGAAGAAAAACCAGAGGAGUUGUCGCCUUCAAGCAUGGCAACUGCUGCGUGGCAAGUUGAAAGUGAACACCUCCACAGCAGCGUAGUAUCGGUGCCAAGCCAUGAGACGCCUGACGAGGCACCAGACACCACUGCUCAAACUGCUGAGUCACAGAAUGAGUCAAAAUCUGCUGAGCAAGUGGCACCUCUUCCAUCCCCUGUUAAUCUACAUUCAGGUGGCAUGUCCGACCCCAAUGAUCUCACUGAAGUUUCCGCACUUUCGGUUAACGGAUCCGUUGCAUCGAGCGUUGUUUCACCUCCUGGACUUCUCUCCACUAGAGGGCUGAAGUCCACGUCAUCGCUGAGCAGUGAAACGCGCUACCCGUCAUCACAAGCUUACUACAUUGCAAAGGAAAUACUUACAACUGAACGAACAUAUGUUAAAGAUUUAGAAGUUAUCACAACAUGGUUCAAGUCAGCACUACAGAAAGAAGGUUCUGAAUCUCUUCUUCCCGAAAACACGGCGAACCAGCUCUUUGGAGGAAUCGGAUCACUUGUGGCUCUUCACCAGCAGUUCCUCUGUACCUUGGAUGAUCGAUUAUCGUCCUGGGAGGGGAGAGGAUCAACAGGAGCCACCAACGAUCAACUCGUCGAUGAUCUGAUGUUGAGCCACAUGCUUGUGUUGAAGAAAUAUCUUGCUUCGCUUGAGAAUGGUGAAUCGCUCAUCACAGCAAUUGAAGAAGUUGGAGACGCAGAACCAAAGUUUGAAUCUCUGUACCGGGAGUUUGAACUACAGAAAGUUUGCUACCUGCCGUUCAACUCUUUCCUACUCAAACCUAUGCAGAGAAUCGCACACUACAAGUUGAUUACUGAGCGCUUAAUGAACUACUAUGAGGCUGAAUCAACAUUACAGCAACAUCCUGAUCUACAAUCAGCUUACAAGGAAGCAUGUGUGCUCUGUACUGCCACCCAGGAGCGUCUCAAGCGAGCUCACAACCUCCAGAAGAUGGCGCAGUUGAGACGUGACUUGAUUGGCGUGGAACAUUUGUUGAAACCUAACCGGACUUUUAUUAGAGAGGGAAGUUUAUACAAAUUAUCGCGGAAAGGAUUCCAACAAAGACUCUUCUUCCUCUUCUCUGACUGCCUUGUAUAUACAAGCAAAGGGGUCACUUCUACCAACCAAUUCAAGGUCCAUGCUGAACUUCCUUUGCAAGGAAUGAUCAUUGAGGUAAAUGAAGGCGAGAGCGCGGUUCCGAAUUGUUUCAGUAUUCUCUCCGCUUCCAAGACGGUCAUCGUUGCCGCAGCAACGCAGGAAGAGAUGGAUAAAUGGCUGGAGGACUUCAGUGUCGCCAUUGCACGAGCUGGGAGAGAAAUGGAAAUGUAUGAGUCGCCCCUUAACAAUGCUGCAGGAUCUCUGAGUCGCCUCUCCAUGGAGCAAUCCUCGGAAGAUGGCGAGGGCUCGGUUCGUAACUCGAUGGAAAGAUUGAAACCCCCGAUGCAGCAUCGAUCCAACGCCACUAUGCAUGUCUGUUGGCAUCGCAACACAAGUGUCAGCUCGUCGGAUCACCUGGUCUCGCUAAAGAAUCAACUAAGUGGAUAUUUGUUGAGAAAAUUCAAGAAUUCAAACGGUUGGCAAAAGUUGUGGGUUGUUUUCACCAAUUUCUGUCUAUUCUUCUACAAGUCAAACCAGGAUGAAUCACCACUAGCAAGCCUUCCACUGCUCGGUUACACCAUCAAUUCACCAACUGAAGCCGAUGGAAUACGGAAAGAUUUCGUUUUCAAACUCAAGUUUAAAACCCACGUGUAUUUCUUCAGGGCUGAAAGUCAAUAUACUUACAACAGAUGGAUUGAAGUGAUUAGCAGUGCCACUGUGACGUCACAGAGAACCCGUCUCUUCAGUCGCAUGGAUAGCUACCAAUAGAAGAUCGACACGUCAGCAAACUUGAUUGCCGUUUAUAAAAAGAUAUUUUUUUUUAAACUUUUUUCGCUGCUUGUAAUUUUUCACUACCAUGUACCUUACUUUUCUAAAGUGUAAUUUGAGCAAUUGAGGCGUUUUUUGCACCCACACUGACAAAAGCGUGCACACACAUAGGGAGCUGUACACUACGGUGCUGGAAGAGCCAUUUUAACAAAUUAUUUACAGUUGCACAAUAAUUAAAUAAGCCAGAUCUCGUUUUUCAUUGUGUUAAAUACAAUAUGCGAUUAUUUUUAUCCCCGAUUUUUUUUUACUUUUUUUUUGUUUUAACGACAUGAUUAACAGAUUGAGCAAUUAACAUCCAUUUUGAUAAAAUAUAUUUUCGUUUUUUCUUCUUAUAACAGGCCUGAGUGCAUUGUAUAGUCUGUCUACUAUCGGCUCUUUACACUAUAGCCCACAAUUUAAACUCUAUUUUAAAUUUAAAAAAUUAUAAAAUGUUCACAAAUUAAAACUACGUAAAAUAAAAUAUCACUUUCAGAGCCCUAGUAUUUAGUCUAUACAUUUUUUUUUAACUUAACCAUAACUUAUCAUGAAUUUUCAAGUUAUUAGUAACUGAUUUUUUUUUCCUAAAUUUCACUUUUUUUUUUCUUUAAAACAUUGGACUAUAGUAAUUUUCAAGUGGAAAACUUUUUUUAGUUUAUUAUUUUAAUGUAGAAGGUACGUGUUAGUAGUAAGUGGAACCCGUUGGCAAAACAUUGUUUUAUCUUGCCUUUGUUCUCCUGAAACAAAGGUGUUUAAGUGUAAAUAGAUGUUUGUAUAUUUUAUCUCAUCUAAACCGCGUUUUUCGUUAAUCUUAAAAUUUUAUUUUUCAAAUUGCUGAUCGUAUAGUGCAAGACUUUCAAAUCGUGUGUUACUGACAUUAGUAUAAUUCAGCGAAGUUAAUAUUUUCAUUCAAAAAUGACGAUUAAAAUCUAUAUAUUUUUGUUGACCCAACUUUUUGGCAUUAAUUUUUGAUAAAAUUUUCGCAUCAGAUAUUUUAAAUCAUCUAUGCACCAAAAAAACUGCGCGAAAAAAAUGCUAGAAAAUGAACUAAUCGUAUUUUCUUGGUUUCAAAAGCACAAGAGCGUAUUUUUGCAGCUCGACGUAGAUUUGUAUUUCAAUAACAGUUUGUGAGUUUUUGUAAUUCCAUGAGUGCUUUUGAGUUAACGGUGCAAAUAAUAUCACCCGCUGAUUUUUUACCCUGCUGUACAGAAUUUGUCGCUGUAAUUGCACACUUGUGCCCAAUCAUUCACCAAGGAGAAAUAAUAAAAUGAUUUCAGAAUAA